GUAGUCGCUCUUUUAUGUGGUUCGACAUCAUUUCGUCUAACGUCGUCGCUGCCGCCGCCGCCAUCACCAUUAUCAGUAACAACAGCAGCAGCACAAGUCCACCGAGUAUGACGGCGACAUCUGUUCUUUGAGGUGUUUUUUUGGGCAUCAUGACACAACCUUAUUUCGUUUCAACAACAACAACAGCACCACCAACUACAACUACUACACCAUCGACUGCAUCCAACAUCACUUGUGUAGCACCUGCUCCAACACCAACAUCAUCAUCAUCAUCUUCAUCGUCAUCACCACCAGGCUCUUUAUCUUCUUCCACCGUCACCGCAUCUUCGUCUCCUUCUGUAUUGUCUCUAACCCAUCCAUUACAAUCGCCAUCGUCGUUCUCAUCUUCAUUGUUAACCUCAACCGCUGCCGCUACAACAAAAACGUUAACUAAUUCUAGUUCUUCUAGUAGUGGCGGUGGUGGUGGUAGUAAUAACAACAGCAGCAAUACCACCACAACAACAUUAACUACUACUACUUGUAAUAAUAAUAAUAAUAAUAAUAGUACAACUACGCACGGAGCAUCGCGCACCAAUAUCGAGAAUAACCGACAACAACAGCAACAACAGCAUCACUAUCUCUAUAACCAAUAUCCUCCGCAGUUUUACCAUCAUCAUCAUCAUCAUCAGUACCAGCACAAACGUUACCGUUAUCGCUACCAACAGUACAACAACAACAACUUCAACAGCUACUACAGCAAAUUCUACGGCAAACCGUUUGGCGUUAGAAGAAGAAUGGAGAACACGUAUGGAUGUUCGGUUGGUGCCGUCGCCUCUGUGACUGCUUCUGGCGUCACGGCGGAGGUGGCCAGCGCUGAGACAGACAAUAAUUGUUCUGGUCUUAUCACCGAGGCCGGUGUGGAUAUUGCUGGCCACUACAGCGGAGCGGCUUUGUCCACCUAUGAAAGGACAGGCAAGUCACUGCAUUAUAAUCCGAAAAUGGCCAUUGCAAGAGAAUUUGUAUUUUGUACGCUAGGAACAUUCUGCUCUCAGCGUGAUAUUGGUUCACCUCCCGCCUGCCUUGAUGCUCUUGGUGGCUCUGGUUUGGCUGGUAUUCAGUGGAAGAAGUUCUUGGGCAAGAAGGCCCAUGUGACUAUCACAGAGCGAAACAACCUCGACUUAUUAGAGGCAAACUGCUACCGUAACAGCAUGUUACCGAAGGAACUGCCAAUAGACUACAGUCGAGCGCCUGGUCUCCCUCUUCCGCAUCAACUUAUUGACGAAAUAUUUGUGCAGCAAAUCUCUGCGAAUGUUAUUAUGCAUCUGGAGGCAUUUGAUUUCAUAUUUAUUGAUGCACACGGGAGUUGCGUGUCUUACCUGGAUGCUGCAUUCACCAAUAUUCGGAACAACGGCCUGCUGUGUAUUGUGUCUUCAGAUUUGUCAGCCUUAUUUGCCAAAACAAGACAUGUGGCAAUGAGGAAUUAUGGUGCCAAUGUCAUAAAGAAUGACUACAUGAAAGAAGCCGCUGUCAGGGUGGUAAUCGGUGCCGCAGCCAAAUCCGCAGCAAAAUGCAGCAAAGGUAUCCAGGUGAUGUUUGGCGUGUGCAUCGAGCCAUUUGUGUUGGUUGUAAUUAAAGUGCAGCGUGGCCCCUAUUACGCAGACAUGUGCUCUCUGAAAGUCCGUCCUCUAAUACACUGUCAGAUCUGUGAAGAGAGAGCUUUUUGUCCUGAAAUGAGGGCAAGUGUUGCAAACCUCUAUGAUCUUCUUCCGUGUGAUUGUCAAUCAGAAAAUCCUGGUAAAACGGCAUUAAAACUUGGUCCCAUGUGGUGUGAUAACAUAUUCAAUGCCAAGUUUAUAGAACAGAUGAUAUCAGUUGCUAGAGAUAUGAAACUCAGUGAGCGCCUUGAGGCCCAACUUUGUUCAAUUUUUAAUGAAUGCAUUUGCAGUUCAAGCCCUGUAGAUUCCAGUUCGUCUUCAAAGAAUUGCCAGUCUUCGUUCACCUCGUCGUCUUCACCAUCACCGUCACAUUCUGUCUUGUUGUCCUACCCUUCACUGUCCGCUCAGCAGCACAACGAGAGGUCAGCCCUGAAUAGUUUGAAACGCAAGACUUCGUCAUCGGCACCUGCGGCCUCUUUGCUGUCCUCGUCAAGCACCUCACUCUCUAGGACUGUGUCCGGCAACCCCAUUGAUAACAACAUAGAUACCAACAGCAACAACAACAACAAGAAUAAUAAUAAUAAUAAUAAUAAUGAAAAUGAUAAAAAUACUACCACAACUACUACUGCUGCUACUGCUGCUGCUUCAGUUGAUGUGGGCCCAGCAACAUCUGAGAAUUCAGCAAUGGGAAAUGGUGAUGGUGCUGUUGUCGAUGCCAAUGCAAGUGAAGUGACGGCCAACAUGAAGGGUGCUGUGUCUGUUACUGUCGUGUCAACGUCUUCAGAUCCCCACGGCAACUUGAAAAUGGACUUCACUGUAGACAGGAGUGCAAGAAAUAGUCAGAAUCUCACCAAUGAACCCCCUAUAAAGAGGAUUUGCCUUCCUGAUCCUGACCCUAGCCCUGUACUGGCAAUGCCACCCUUUUUCUAUAACAUUCACAAACGCAAGUUUAAAGGUGUUUUCCUCCCCAAAUUGUCCAAGAUGGUUUAUCUGCUCCAAAGUGAGGGCUUCCGAGCUAGUCGCACUCUAUUUGACACCUAUGGCAUCCGAACUAAUGCCAACCAGAAAGAAAUCUACAGGACUUUGUUGAAGUAUUGUAAACAAGAGCCUUAAUAAUAACAACAACAACAAUAACAACAACAACAAAAACAACAACAAUAAUAAUAAUAAUGAAAAUGUUGAUGAUGAUGAUGGGGAUGAUAAUGAUUUCUAAUAAAGAUGAUGACAAUAAUAAUAACAAUAAUAU
Molecule: messenger RNA, 2880 nt
Organism: Octopus bimaculoides (California two-spot octopus)
Lineage: Eukaryota; Metazoa; Mollusca; Cephalopoda; Octopoda; Octopodidae
Biological process (GO): tRNA N2-guanine methylation
Cellular component (GO): nucleus
Molecular function (GO): RNA binding; tRNA (guanine) methyltransferase activity
Source: RefSeq, a predicted model, not a curated record